UUGAUACUAAUGUAUAUAUUUAAAAUCCUGAUAAAUUGAUUUUAUUUAGAAAUAGCUAUGUUGCUUACUCUAUAUUUUUUUUCAUAUAGAUUCCUCAGGCAAGGAAAUUUGAUAUCGAGAAAACAAAGCUAAUGUGUGCUAACAUGCUCAAGUGGAGGAAGGAAUUUGGUUCAGACAUUAUUGUAGAGGUAUUGCUUUGAAUUCGUUAGAUAUGUCAUAUUAUCAUGAUGGAAGGAACUAUAAGUGGAGUCGCAACUGCCGAAGCUGAAAUGGCUGGUAAAGGUGCAGCUGAUGCUGCUACUGCAGGGGCUGAAGCUGUUGUGGCUUCGCCCAAAACAAGUGGUAGUCCCAGUUUGAGCAAGUUGUUUAGCGGUAAUUUGUUGGAGAAAUUUACUUUGGACAACUCCACAUACUUGCAGGCGCAAAUCAGAGCUACUUUCUACCUAAAAUUCGAGAAUGAGAAGUCAGAUCAAGAGAUAAGGAUAAGAAUGAUUGAAAUGGUAGCUAAAGGUUUGGCUACCUUAGAGGUAUGUUUGUUGUGAUUUAAAUUUUUGUGUUGGUUGGAAAAUUGUUGAAUGGUGUGAUUUUUAUGAUUUUAUUGAUUUUCAUUGGUGGAGUUAAUCUUGUUGUCCUGCAUGUGUAGGUUUCUCUCAAACACUCUGGUUCUCUUUUUAUGUAUGCGGGUCAUGAAGGUGGAGCUUAUGCAAAAAAUAGUUUUGGAAAUAUGUAUCUUUGUGACAUAUUAUGUAUAUUUUGGAAUUUUUUUGUUUCCUUAUUUACCUUAUGUUCGUUGUUUUUUUCUUGAAUAGUAGUCAUGCAGCAACAUGCAUAAUGGUCAUGCCUUAGGGCAUGAUAGUUUUUCAUUCAUAAAUAAAUAAUUUACUAGGAGUACAUUCCAUUGGCCUCCACUUCUCCCGCUACUCAUAUCCCUUUGUUAUGCUUUCUUUAUAUGGUUAAUAUUUUUAUUUAUGGUU
Molecule: messenger RNA, 974 nt
Organism: Arachis duranensis
Lineage: Eukaryota; Viridiplantae; Streptophyta; Magnoliopsida; Fabales; Fabaceae
Product: tRNA ligase 1-like
Exons: 2
Coding region: 225-542 (105 amino acids)
Biological process (GO): tRNA splicing, via endonucleolytic cleavage and ligation
Molecular function (GO): RNA ligase (ATP) activity
Source: RefSeq, a predicted model, not a curated record